Messenger RNA from Branchiostoma belcheri (Belcher's lancelet), 2484 nucleotides. RefSeq names its product parafibromin-like. The record is from RefSeq and is a predicted model, not a curated record. Gene Ontology annotation, biological process: transcription elongation by RNA polymerase II; positive regulation of transcription elongation by RNA polymerase II. Gene Ontology annotation, molecular function: RNA polymerase II complex binding. Lineage: Eukaryota; Metazoa; Chordata; Leptocardii; Amphioxiformes; Branchiostomatidae. The coding region runs from base 47 to 1657 and encodes 536 amino acids. The transcript is spliced from 17 exons. Gene Ontology annotation, cellular component: Cdc73/Paf1 complex.
GGUUUGUUGCGGUUGGCAGCGUUGAAGUAGAGGAAAACAGGGCAUCAUGGCGGACGCACUGAGCAUUGUCCGUCAGUACAACAUCAAUAAAAAAGAGAUCAUAGAGCGCGACGACGAGGUCAUCUUCGGUGACUUUUCCUGGCGAAAGGAUGUUAAGACCAACUACUUGAUCUGGGGAACUGGCAAAGAUGGCACUCCUAAAGAGUACUACACCCUGGAAUCCAUCUUGUUCCUGCUCAAGAACGUGCACUUGGCUCAUCCCAUCUAUGUGCGGAGAGCUGCGGCUGACAGUAUUCCUGUCAUCACAAGACCUGACAGGAAGGACUUGCUUGCCUACCUGAAUGGGGAAACAUCCACAUCUCUGAGCAUUGACAAAAGUGCUCCUCUCGAAAUCACCCUACAGAAACCCACACAAGUGAAACGAACAGCAGAAGAUGCAGACAAAGACAAUUUCAAGAAGCCAAAGGUCGAGAUGGCAAAAGUCAUGCAGGACAAGGAGCGAUUGGCUGCUCGACUGGAAACACCAAAGGAGGGAACUGUCAACAUGGAACAGAUCAGGUCCUUGUCAGAGGCCAUGUCUGUGGAGAAGAUUGCUGCCAUCAAGGCCAAACGUCUUGCCAGGAAGAGGACAACUAUCAAGACAGAUGAUGACUUGGAACUGGGUCUGAUUGAGCCCCGUAGUUUUGUUGAGGCUGAGGUUGACGUGACUCGGGACAUUGUCAGCAGAGAGCGAGUCUGGAGAAACAGAACCACCAUCCUACAGAGUUCUGGAAAGCAAUUUGCCAAGAACAUCUUUGCGAUCCUUCAGUCUGUGAAGGCCCGUGAGGAGGGCCGGGCUCCAGAGACAAGCAGCGCCCAACCAACAUCAAGCACUAGCAGCAGCAGCAGAAUGGAGACUUUCCGCAAACCCCAGCAGGCUCCAGCAGCCUACAACCGUUACGAUCAGGAGCGAUUCAGGGGGAAGGAAGAAACGGAGGGUUUCAAGAUUGACACCAUGGGUACAUACCACGGCAUGACUCUCAAGUCUGUGACGGAAGGAGCCUCUGCCAGGAAGUCCCAGGUCCCUGUGCCACAGAGUAUCCCCAGACCAGUGUCAGCAGCCAAACCCCAGCAGCCUGCCAAGAGGGUUUCCCGUACCCCCAUCAUCAUCAUCCCUGCUGCCAGCACAUCUCUCAUCACACUCUACAACGCCAAGGACGUGCUACAGGACCUCAAAUUCGUGAGCACGGAGAAUAAGAAGCAGAUGGGGAUGAAGAAGGAGAACGAGGUACUGCUGCAGCGGAGGAAGGAGGUGGUCCAGCCGGGCGGGGUCACACAGAACGUCACCGUGCCCUACAGAGUCAUCGACACCCCUAACAAACUCACCGGCGACGAAUGGGAGCGUGUUGUGGCAGUGUUCUGUCAGGGCCCUGCCUGGCAGUUCAAGGGGUGGCCAUGGCUGCUGCCGGAUGGUUCACCUGUGGACAUCUUCUGCAGAAUCCGUGCCUUUCACCUGAAGUUUGAUGAGCUGAAGCUGGACCCGAACAUCCAGAAGUGGGACGUGUGUGUCCUGGAGCUCAGCCGACACAAGCGACACAAGGACAGAGCCAGUCUGCUCAGAUUCUGGGAGGUGUUGGACAAAUACAUGAUGAAGCACAAGCCACACCUGAGAUUCUAAAACAUCACCAUCUGGACAUGACAAAUCUUCAAAAACACAUGCCAAAAAAGAAUGAUUACUUCCUGUUUUCCCAAAUAUUCAAUUAAUCUACACUCUGUCACUCAGAUAAACAAGACCAUAGAAUAGUUUGGAUGGCAAAACUUUGUAUUUAAGAAGAUAGCAUACAUGUAGUUACCAAAAGAUCAUUAUGAUAUAUUGAUUAAGCUGUAAGUAAAUUGCUUGUAGGUUACAAUAUAUUCACUCCCAUAGGUUCUGUUUUGAACAAAGGAUGUUUCUGGAGGCAUGCAUUAGAAGAUAUUGGAUAUUGAGUCUCAAUACUGUAGUAGUGAGACUUAAAAUCAUGGAUGUAUGACUUGUAAAAAAAUGUGUAAUGGAAAUCAGUGGUUGGCACUGAUACCAACCCAGUUAGAAUCUUGCAAUUAGAAUACUUUGUAUUAUUUUGACUCCAUAAGCUUAUGUACACAAUUCAAGCCAGCUUUUGUAUAAUGCUGCUUUCUAUAUCCUUGUUUGAAACAUACAAUACCUGUAAAAAAUCGUGUGUGAUAGACCUAACCUGUACCGGCCUCAAGUGUAAAUCGAUAUGGAUGGAUAUUUUUGGAAUAGGGUAUUGGUGUUUGGCAAACGAUUAUGUAAAAAAAAAUUGAAAGGUGGACCUAGAAUAGAAAAGGUACUAUCCAAUUACCUGCUUCAAUAUUUUUAUAGGGAGCGUUGAUUGAUUUGUUGGCCUGGCUGCAAAUUAGAGAGGUUAGGUAAAACAUGUAUUGUCAAGAAACAGAAGUGAGAAUACACAGACUUAAAAAUGAUUCUUGAAUCAGCUUGUAUAUAAA